Messenger RNA from Lottia gigantea (owl limpet), 363 nucleotides. RefSeq lists its product as hypothetical. The coding region runs from base 1 to 363 and encodes 120 amino acids. Gene Ontology annotation, molecular function: G protein-coupled receptor activity. The record is from RefSeq and is a predicted model, not a curated record. The transcript has 2 exons. Gene Ontology annotation, biological process: G protein-coupled receptor signaling pathway. Gene Ontology annotation, cellular component: plasma membrane. Lineage: Eukaryota; Metazoa; Mollusca; Gastropoda; Lottiidae.
AUGACGACGUCAACUCCGUGUGACCUGAAUAACCUCGUGGAUAAUUCUUGUGCAGAAUUAAAUUUCAACGAGACCGGAAAUUUGACCGACCAGAUUGCUCCUGAUAUUCCCUACUAUAUGCUUAUAUACGUUACAACUAUCAAUGCUAUCAUUCUAUUGGUUGGUGUCAUAGGCAAUGUCAUGGUCAUUAUAGUAGUGGUAAAGGUCAAGGACAUGAGGUCACCGAUGAACUACUACCUAGUGAGUUUGAGUGUAGCUGAUUUACUCGUGCUGUUGAUUUGUCAACCGUCUGCACUGGCCGAGUUCUAUGCUAAAUCAAGAUGGUAUCUGAGUGAGACUGCAUAUUCAACAAUUGAGCAUUAA